Ceratosolen solmsi marchali is the source of this 1097-nucleotide messenger RNA. RefSeq names its product protein N-lysine methyltransferase METTL20-like. Gene Ontology annotation, molecular function: protein-lysine N-methyltransferase activity. Bases 14 to 751 code for a protein of 245 amino acids. The transcript has 2 exons. Lineage: Eukaryota; Metazoa; Arthropoda; Insecta; Hymenoptera; Agaonidae. Gene Ontology annotation, cellular component: mitochondrial matrix. The record is from RefSeq and is a predicted model, not a curated record. Gene Ontology annotation, biological process: peptidyl-lysine trimethylation.
UGUGCAGUCCAAAAUGCAGUUACAACAUCGGAUGUUCCAGAGAAGAGUUGGCAGAUAUCUUGAAAAAUUGUGCAUUGAAAAUGAAAUCGAGCGUCAUACAAAGAUUAGUCGAGAACAUCUAACACCUGAGUUGCAACUACAUCUACUUACUCCUGACUGUCCACUCUAUACAGCCAGAGAAACUCAAAUACCACGGUACUUUAGAGAGCCGUUCUGGUCAAUUUAUUGGCCCGGUGGUCAAGUUUUAGCACGUUACAUUCUUGACGAAGGUUCGCGAUUUCUACGCGGCCUGUCAGCAGCAAAAGUACUAGACGUUGGUGCUGGCUGUGGGGCUGCAGCUAUCGCCGCUAAAAUUGCUGGUGCCGAUGACGUACUGGCCAAUGACAUCGACAAAGUGGCAUGCGUAGCAGCGAUCAAAAAUGCAAAGCUGAAUGGUGUGAAAAUUCGGACAAGCACUAAUGAUUUAAUAGGUCGUGAGCUUCCGGAGAAUUUUGAUUUCGUACUCAUUGGCGAUUUGUUGUAUGACGAAAUAAUUGCUACUAGGCUAGAAGAUUGGCUCGAAAAGUAUGUAAGUAAUACCGAAAAUCCACUAACUGAGAUUUACGUAGCUGAUCCUGGACGUCAUGGAUUGUCAGAUACUUUACGCCGAAGGCUCGUGCAUCGGCGAACAUAUCGUUUACCGAAAAAUGUUUGCCGUGAGAAUUACGGUUAUAACGAAGCUGCAGUUUGGAAAUAUUUACCGAGGUCAUAACAUACAUAUGGUGGAUGCAUACAAUUGUUUGUGCGCAUUUGUUCGAGAGUGAAACGAAAAUCUCUCGAAUUGUAUUCAUUAGGAAAAUUUCAACGGCUAUUAUAAAAAGUAUUAUCGAACGUACAUAAAAAUCUAAGAAAGUCUCGCCAAGGUUACUGAAGGCUCGAAAAGGUUAGUAUAUCUGGAACAUACUCGUAAACAGCCACUUUAUUGCCUUUCGUACUACAGACGUAGUAAUUGUUUUGAAUGCAAUGAACGACCCUUGCGACUUACCAUCAAAACCCGGCUAGCUUGUUUACAAGAGUGUAUUUUGAGGAUUAAAAUAUUUCAAAACAAUUGAAUGAAA